AUGGCAGGAGAAGCAUUUAGAAGAUUUCUUCCUCUCUUUGACUGGGUGUUGGUGGAAAGGAGUACCACAGAAACUGUUACCAAAGGAAGCAUUAUGCUUCCAGAAAAAUCUCAAGGAAAAGUGUUGCAAGCAACAGUUGCAGCUGUGGGACAAGGCUCUAAAGGAGAGGAUGUAGAGAUUCCAGUUAGCAGGAAAGUUGGAGAUGAAGUUCUACUUCCAGAAUCGGGAGGCACCAAAGUACUUUUAGAUGACAAGGAUUAUUUUCUGUUUAGAGAUGGUGACCUUCCUGGACAAUAUAUCGACUAA
Molecule: messenger RNA, 306 nt
Organism: Ochotona princeps (American pika)
Lineage: Eukaryota; Metazoa; Chordata; Mammalia; Lagomorpha; Ochotonidae
Product: 10 kDa heat shock protein, mitochondrial-like
Exons: 1
Coding region: 1-306 (101 amino acids)
Cellular component (GO): mitochondrial matrix
Molecular function (GO): protein-folding chaperone binding; protein folding chaperone; ATP binding
Source: RefSeq, a predicted model, not a curated record